Mytilus trossulus (common blue mussel) is the source of this 435-nucleotide messenger RNA. RefSeq lists its product as uncharacterized. Lineage: Eukaryota; Metazoa; Mollusca; Bivalvia; Mytilida; Mytilidae. The record is from RefSeq and is a predicted model, not a curated record. The coding region runs from base 1 to 435 and encodes 144 amino acids. The transcript has a single exon.
AUGGGGGGCGGAUCUAAUUUCCUGUGCUUGACAAAGCAACCGGAAUAUACAAAUCUACGAUCACCUAACAUUGCAAAGAAUUUGUAUGGCGUGGAAACCGACAUAAAUGGAUUCAGUCCAAGUAUUGCUGACAAAGAUAUGACGUGCGCCGUUUGUCUCACACAAAAGUCGUCUGUCUUAAUGGUACCUGGAACAAAGUCCUGUCCGAGCGGCUGGAAUAUGGAAUAUUGGGGAUAUCUGAUGUCACAUGGUGUUGGUGGAACUUGGCAGCCAACACAGUACAUCUGCACAGACAACAGACCUGUAGCAGUACCUGGUGGCGAUCGUGAUAAUGGAGAGUCGGUGGUUUAUUUAGUGGGAGGUGUUUGUGGAUCUCUGAAAUGUCCUCCUUACAUCAACGGUAAACCUUUGACAUGUGUUGUUUGUUCACGCUAA